Molecule: messenger RNA, 833 nt
Organism: Lottia gigantea (owl limpet)
Lineage: Eukaryota; Metazoa; Mollusca; Gastropoda; Lottiidae
Exons: 3
Coding region: 330-770 (146 amino acids)
Source: RefSeq, a predicted model, not a curated record
AACCCACAAAUUCAAGGUAAAUAUAUAUGGUAGUUCUCGACACAUUUGGCUUCACAGUGAGGCCUAAUCAUUCAUUUAGACGACAAGUAAAACGUCGUUACAAGGCGUUUUUCUAACAUGCAUUUAUAUGUGACCCAGUCAUCAUACUGAUCUUUGCCAUCGACUUGAAAAAGCUGCGCUCCACGAUGUAUCGAGUUUGAUUGUUCAGAACACCUAUAUACUUAGUCAAAUAGUCAUUCGUGUAGCCUACGAGAUUGAAACACUUAGGAACUACUGUGACUGUCAUGUUUUCAUAAUUAUUUUCAAACACCCAUUGACUUUACUUACAGAUGAUGAAAUUAGUUGUUGCUGUUGCCUGCGUUUUGGCUGUUGCUAAUGCCGGUAUGUACGGUAUGGGAAUGUACGGUCUUGGAGGAUUAGGCAUGGGAAUGUACAACCCCAUGCUUAUGGGUGGUAUGUAUAAUCCUAUGCUCAUGGCUAGUAUGUACAAUCCUAUGCUCAUGGGAGGUAUGUACAAUCCUAUGGCUAUGAUGUAUGGUGGACUCGGUGGUUUAGGAAUGAUGGGUGGUUCAGGAAUGAUGGGUGGAAUGGGAAUGAUGGGAGGUAUGUCACCCUAUGGUAUGGGAUUUGGAGGUGCUGGAUUUGGUUCCCCUGCUUUUGGUGGACAAGAUGCUACUCAAGGAGCAGCUAUAAAUGGAAUUGGCUGCGAUGAAGUGAUUAUACUAAUUAAGUCAAGAUUUGGUGUUCAUGUGAUGUACACGGGUAAUUGAUGUAUCCAAAUAUAUCUAAGGUCAAAUAAAAUUUGAAUAAUAAAAAUUGUUUUACAUAACUUC